AUGUCGUCACAUAAUCUGGACCUGAGUGGGAGCAAGAAGAGGAAGAGAGGCGAGAGGGUUUUCAGGUUCAAGACUUUUGGAGAAAACGGUUAUCCAGUCGGGUUCGUUGCCUCGUCGCUUAGGGAAAACGUGAAAGCGCUUCUCGAAUAUGGGCAUCUGGAGAGUACCCUAUGCAAUAGUGCUACUGGAAUAAAGAGCUGGUCGUUCCAUCUCCAGCUUCAUCGUAAUGCUCUUGUGCAUCUCGUUCUCUUCGUCGUCGAAGAACCUAUUGAGGCCUCACUGAACCGUCAUUGCAAGCAGUGCCAAUACGUCGGCUGGGGGCAGCAUAUGGUUUGCAAUAAGAAGUAUCACUUUGUGUUGCCUUCGACCGACACGUUGGUGGCGGUGGCUUGUUUGAACAACUGCAAAGUUGCCGGAGGCAAUAACAACUACGAUGAUAUUCCGGCGGGUAAGUCAUCGUCGUUGAAUUUACUGGAAUUAGAGGGGCAUAUCAUGCAUGGUGUAUUUCACUCUAACGGGUUCGGGCAUUUGCUUUGUGUCAAUGGGGCGGAAACGGGUUCGGACUUGCCUGGACAUCAGAUACUUGAGUUUUGGGAUCGAUUGUGCACGGGAUUACGAGCAAGGAAAGUGAGUUUAAACGACGUUUCACAUAAGAAAGGCAUGGAGUUGAGGCUCAUCCAUGGAGUAGCAUACAGUGAGCCCUGGUUUGGUCGUUGGGGUUACAAAUUUGGCCGUGGAACAUUUUGUGUCACUCAACAAAUGUACCAAAGCGCCAUUGAAGCAUUACAAGGCAUGCCCUUGUGCUUACUCAUCCACCAUCUUGCUGACAUUACUUGCAAUCAAUUAGGCCACGAUAUUUCCCUCAUCUUCUCAAGGUAUCACGCAUUGUCGGAUCAUUCAUUGGCGACUCUCGGUGACCUAUUCCAUUUCAUGCUAGAGCUCAAGUCCCGGUUACCCACUGACGAUCAAAACUCGUGCAUUGAUUCCUAUAACCCGGGAAUGCUGGUGGAGACAUCUUGCAGAUGGUCUCCUAAAAGAGUUGAAAUGGCGUCUCGGGUGAUUGUGGAAGCCUUAAAGAGGGCUCAUUUCAGAUGGGUCUCUAGGCAGGAAGUAAGGGAUGCUGCUCGCUCGUAUAUAGGGGACACGGGCUUGCUAGACUUCGUGUUGAAGUCGUUGGGCAACCAAAUUGUCGGGAAUUACUUGGUUCGUCGCAGCUUGAAUCCGGUGACCAAAGUUCUCGAGUAUUGCUUAGAAGACCUUUCUAAUGUGUCCCCUAACCAAGAUGGCAAUGUCAUGACCAACUCCAAAGUGAAGGGAUGGUACAAGAUUUCGAGGUUCCAGCUAAUGAAGGACAUGUUCUACUUGUACAAGUACAUCCUCAAAGACCAAAAGCUAAGCACCGGUACUACUACAGGGAUCCUUUCAGCAAUUCCGAUGGCUGUUAGGAUCAUUCUUGAUUCCAAGUACCUUGUCAAAGAUUACUGCGGCGAGUUACCGCAUGUGAAACUCGAAUUAGGACCUGAAGGAAAAUCAAAUCUCUAUUGUACCGUAAUGCUAAGAAACAGUACACAAGUGCUUGAUUAUAACAAGAUGAUUAACAACAACGAAUUAUUAUUGCCGCCAUACGAGUGUGUGACACUGAAAAACAAUGCUACCACCAAUGAUCUUAAGCUCGAAGUGGAGAGGAACUUCAAAGAGAUCUACUGGGGAUUGAAAAGCUUCGUCGUGGAAACGAUUGCGAAUUUGAGUAUCGAUGCAAAGGGAACAGAUAUGGUUUUUGGGCUGGUUGAGGUGGGUGGAAAGAUUGUGCUUAAAGGAAGCAACAAAGAUAUGAGAGGUGGUGGACUUGGACUUGUUAGAGAGCAUGAAGGACCCAUAUUAGAAUGCGGGUCGGUUAACUGCAUUGUGGACUGUCCAUGUGGUGCCAAAGAUGACGACGGGGAAAGAAUGGUGUGCUGCGACAUAUGUGAAGUGUGGCAGCAUACUGUGUGUGUUAGAAUUCCAAACAAUGAACAAGUUCCUCAUAUAUUUAUCUGCAAUCGAUGCGAGAGAGAGAUCGUACUUUUACCUUCUCCAUAG
This is a messenger RNA of Rosa rugosa (rugosa rose), 2079 nucleotides long. Its product is annotated as PHD finger protein MALE STERILITY 1. The record is from RefSeq and is a predicted model, not a curated record. Bases 1 to 2079 code for a protein of 692 amino acids. The transcript is spliced from 3 exons. Lineage: Eukaryota; Viridiplantae; Streptophyta; Magnoliopsida; Rosales; Rosaceae.